AAACCGCAUUAAAGGAUGCAGGAGCGUCCGAAGACGGAAGUGAAGCGCGUGACGGGUUUGGGAAUUGUACAGGGAGAGGGACAUGGACAGGGACCGGUCAAACCGCCUCGUCUGAAGGCCGCGAAAAAGCAUUUGCAAUUCGAGAGUCCACUGCCACGUCGGACACGCGCCAGGCACAAGCAGCAGCAGCAGCAGCAGCCAGACAAAGUCAUUGCUAUGCCGAGCAACAGCCAGGAUGCGGACACGGAUGCGGCAGCGGAAGUUCGAGUGGACGUGCCAGAAACAGAGCCACUACCAGUGCCACUACCAUCAUUGAUCGAAGCAGCAUUCAGGCAGGAUUCAGUGUCACAGUCGGCGGCCAUAAAAAGACGUCUCGCCGAGGGCUGCAGCAGUCUUAUGUAUGCGUGUCAGCGCGGCGACAUUGUCCAAGUGUUAGCCCAGAUGCGCGCCAAGCCCCAGCUGCUGCGGCAAAGGGACCGCAGCAAUCGGAACGCGCUGCACUACUGUGCCGCGCAGGAUCUGGAGCAGACAAGAGACCUCGUGGCGGCGGCCAGCAUCGCCAUCGCAGCCCCCGAGCUGCUGGAGUCCGCCGAUGAGGAUGGCUUCACGCCGCUUCACUUGGCUGUUAUUCAGGGCAACUUGGCGAUGGUCAACUUGCUGCUAGCGAACAAAGCCGACGUGAAUGCGGUGGACAAUGAGGGUCACUCGGUGGUGCACUGGGCAACGGUUUGCGGCGAGGUGGAGUCCCUGCGCGUUGUCCUCUCGGCUGGGGCAAAUGUCGCCCAGCCGGAUGUGAAUGGCGGCACUCCGUUGCACUAUGCCGGCCAGAUGUGCGGCGCCAGCUACGACAGCAAGCAGCAGUCCAGCAACUCCAGCAAACUGGCACUGGAAAUACUCGGCAUUCUGCUCUCCCAUCCACAGAGCUGUGUGGAUGUGCAGGACAAGGAUGGGCGGCAGCCGCUGCUGUGGGCUGCCUCAGCGGGCUCGGCCAAGGCGGUGAUUGCUUUGGUCAAAGCGGGCGCCCGUGUGGAGAGUGCUGAUAAAGAUGGCCUCACAGCCCUACACUGCGCUGGCUCACGUGGCCACACGGAGUGCAUUGAUACGCUAAUCAGCCUGUGCGGCGCUCCAACCGAUCUCAUCGACUCCAACGGCUGCACGGCGCUGCACUAUGCCGUGACCCUGGGCCAUGCCGAUUCCACUGCCCGUCUGCUGGACCUGGAGGCGGAUCCCAAUCGACAGGAUCGCAAGGGGCGUACGCCGGCUCAUUGUGGCUGCGCCAAGGGACAGUUCGAGACGUUGAAGCUGUUGAAGGAGCGCGGCGCGAAUCUGUGGCUGCGGAAUGCCAAGGGAGAUCUGCCGCUGCAUGAGGCAGCUGCCUCCGGGCGCAGAGAGCUCGUGGAAUGGCUGCUGGCACAGCGAUCCAAGCAGGUGAACACCACCAGCAACGAUGGACGCAGUUUGCUGCACAUUGCGGCGGCCAAUGACUACACGGACAUGUGCAAGCUGCUGCUGGACUAUGGAGGGGACGUGAAUGCCGUUUAUCGCAACUCCCGAGGCCUCGUGCUGACACCUCUGGAUGGAGCACUGCAGCGGGGACAUCGCUCGACGGCCAAGUUCCUGCAAGCGAAUGGUGGACAGCCCUCGAACAAGGUGAAACUCACCACACGACGGGGCAAUCCCUUCCACGAAGCCAAUGCUGCGGAUCUGGUGAGGCCCCUCAAGUAUGUGGAGAAGGAGGAGGUGCAGGAUCUGCGCAGCUCCAAGAAGUAUGUCGUGUAUCUCAAGCGUUCUGAUGAGGAUAAUGGGAGUGGCAACGGCCAUGGCCAGGAGGAUGCCGACUGCAGCUGUGCGGAGCAAACCUACCGCAAGGAGCAGCGUCUGAAACACAUUUGCAGGCGCCACAAGCGGCGACAGCUGCGCCGGCGCACCAGCAGCUGCGGCGAGUCCAAGCACGAAAAGUGCAGCGAUUUGUGCCGCUCCAAGAGCAACAUUGAGAUCAGGCGACGCAGGAGCCGAGGAGAGCGCUAUGCCAGCUCCAGCGAGUGGGAGGGCGAGGAGUACGACGAGGACUCCUGCGAGAACUGCUGCUACCACAAGCGAAGGAAGGAGCGUGUGGUCUCCCGCAAGCGUUCCACAUCUUCCCGACGCUCGAAAGAGCAGCGAGAAAGCGAUGAGGCGGCCAGUGAGGAUAACAAGUCGAAUGGAUCGGCAGUGAAGGGUUCCAGGAAGCAGAUUGAGGUGCACGGCGACCAAGAACAGUCGGGCAGUGCCAAGGAACGCCCCCAGUCCGCCAGCAAACUCCAAACGCCACCGUCCACAGCCAACAAGGAGCGUACCUUCAUCAAGUCGCCGCCGCAGAGCGCCAAGAGCGAAAGGAGCGGCCUGCCAGCGGAGACCCUGCAGGUGGUUGACACGCAUGCCGUGGAGCUGACAGACGAGGAACAGGAGGCGGCCAAGUCUGUGGUGACCCAAGUCGAUGUGCAUCACGAUGCCGAGCAGCAGACAUCCAAAUCGUCGGAGGAAUUGGAACAACCAUCAGCCACAGAGGUGCAGCAGCAGUCGGAGCCUGAGCCCAAGCUGCAGCUCAGCGAGGAGGAGACGCAGUUGGUGUCCAAGGAGGUGGAACAGGUUAUCAAAAUAGCAGCCACUGCGCUGAGCAGCGAGUCCAAGAGCUCCACCGAAGAGCCACCGGCAGAGCUGAAGGAGGAGCAGCAGCAACCCGAAAAAGUGGCAAAAGAAAACCCACCCACACCCACACCUGAGCCACAGCCACAGCCAGAGUCAGCGCCCCCUGUACCUGCCACGCCCACACCGCCAGCAGUCAGCGCUGAAGGUGGCGAAGGGGAAACGCCCAAGCCACAGACAACCGCAGAGGCGGAAGCCCAACCACAGUCAGAGGCUGGUGGGGAGCCAUCAAAAGCAUCAACAGCAUCUGCUGGCAAAAAUCGAGAGCAGCCGGCACCCAGCUCCAGCCCCAGCACUCCUCCCCCGUCAGAGCCGCAGGUUGAGCCAAAAAAGCCGCCAACCGCACAGCAGCCGCGCCCUGAAACACAAGCCCCAGCCCGAGCCACUGCCCCAGCUCCUGUGCCGUCUCCAGCUGCCAGCCAGGCGCAGUCCCAGGAGCAGCAGCCGCCGCAACGGGAGCAAGAGUCGAGACGUUCGUUCACACUGCUGCCCUCGGAUUCGGCGGACGAUGACCCAGUUGCAGAUGCCCCGGGGGGCAAUGCGAAUGCAAAUGCUUCCGAUGAGCCACUGGCCACUGAGCGCAAAUCGAGCUUCCAAGUGCUGAAGAGCGACGAGUCCGCGGGGGAGCCCGCGGAGCGUGCAGCGCGUCCCGCAAGGAGCGGCACCAGCAAUCAAGUCUUUCAAGUGGUGGCCGAAGGCAGCGCGGCAGCGGCCAAGCUGCCCAGCGCCGCAGAGCUGGAGCAGUUGGACUACGACUAUGAGGAGUACGACGCUGAGGAGUACGACGACGACGAUAUCGAUGGCAUUGACCCAGAGCACGACAGUGCGCUGCGUCGCUUCCUGAGCAGCGGCAAUCGGCAUGGCGUGGGUGGAGCAGCGGCAGACGCGGCCACAGCCACCAGUGACGCCACGGGAGCCGCUGGAGCCUACGAUGCGAUGGCCAAUGGCCGCAAGCGACGCCUCAAGAAGCGCGUGCGCAGCGGAGCAAAGACGCGCAGCAAUUGGAAGAAUGCCCAGGAGACCCGCGACGGCGGCACUGCCGUGCUGACCAGCAAGGAUCAGGACUCGGGCUUCGAGCCCAGUCCGCGGGCAGAGCGCAGCAAGAUACCCACCCUGCGGUCCGCCCACACGGCCAUGCCGCGACGCCCCAUCUACGCCACCCUGGACGGUCGUUCGUGCAGCAGCCGCCUGGAGAAUCGGAAGCCCGGCGAUAAGGGCGCCUGCGACAUGGCCGCCGUCACGCGCUCCAUUCAGCGCAACAUUCGUAGAUAUUACAUGGAGCGCAAGAUCUUUCAGCAUCUGCUGGAGCUCAAAUCGCUGCAGAUACGUUCCAGCAAGCUGAACGAGGCGGUGCUGGUGAAGCGGGCCGUCGAUGACUACCACAAGUCGUGUGUGCUGCUGAACGGGGAGACGGGCACCAGGCUGCGGCGCUACAACUUCAGCGAGUACACGUUCAAGAACUUUGAACUCUUCCUGUACGAGACGCUCAAGGGACUCCAGAAGCCGGGCACCAACAACUUCCAGAACAUCAACGAUGUCUACGAGGAGGCGGAGCGGCGACUCAGUCCGGACUACAAUGCCUACGAGAAGGCGCUGCAGUGCACCACGAAGACGCAUCGCUGCCUGCAUGCGGCUCACGCCUACACGGGCAUUCCCUGUGCCGCCUACAUUCCCAUGAUGAAUCACCACACGAUGCCCAAGUUUGGCUUUGGACCGUACAAGAAGACCGGCAGCGUGAGCAGCUUCUUUCUGCCCAAAAUACUCACCAGCGGUCGUGCCUCCAGCGGACGCGUCGGCGGCCUCGGUGGCGGCGACGCUGGCAGCCGCUGCAACCACAAGGUUGCCCUGGAGCUGUCGCAUGGCAAGAACAAGCAACUAAUUUCACUGCCAGCGGAAAAGUUGGACAGCAAUAAACGCUAUUAUGUGACGUUCACAGUUAAGGACUCCUCGGGGCAUGGCAGUGCCAUCGAGUCGCACAAACAAUACCAAAAGCAAUGCCGGAAUACUGCGGGCGAGCCACCAGGCGGUGGCAAGUAGCCCCACUCCCCGCCACCGUAUACGUAAUGUGGUGGCAUGCAGUGCGUACAGCCAGUCGCUCCAAUGCCAUUGCCAUCAGCCCUCGUCACUGGCCUCGGCCCCGCAUACCGUUCCCUGCUGUUGCUGCUGCUGCUGCUGCAAAUGCAUUAAAACAAUGCCAUUGCAACAUUUUGUGUCGCUGCUGUUGCUGUUGUUGUGACCACCCGUUGUCCGCUGUCCGUUAGCAUUUUUUUGCCGUUUGUUUCCUGUUCGGGCUGCUGGCGGAAAACCAUGAAAAAAACCAGAGCUUGCAGCUGGCAUAUUAGACGUUGCUGCCCGGCGAGCUGCUGCUUCCCUGAGCUCUUCCUGGGUAUUUCCCAUUCGAGUCGCGUGCUGAUCCUGCAUCCUGCUGCACUCUAAGAUGGCCAACUGCUGAUAAUGGAUGAUGGCGCUGCUCUGCGGCUGUCAGUUGAAGUUGUCACGCCAGCAGCGUUGCAUGCAGCAGCAGUAACGGCAGCUUAAAUUAUGUGCUCCUGCCACCCCGUGCCCGUGUGUGAGUGCUGCGGCUCCUCCACCCAUUCUGUUUUGUUGGCUUGUUUCGUUUUUUUCUUCACAUUUUCCUGUUUUUCUCCCCCUCCACCGUUUGCUUGUUUGUUUGUCUGCCGCUGCUGCUGCGCUUUUAUUUCAGUUUUUCAUUAUAAUUUUUUGUCGUUGCUGCUGUGUGGGAGGGUGGGGAGGGGAGGGCUGCUGCUGCUGCUUGGGAUGCUUCUAAUGCCACAGAUAAGCGUUGUUAUUAACGCUCGGCUUACCAGGACUAGGCGACAGGCGUGAGGACAUGCCGCCCAUCGUCGCUUUUGUAGUCAAACAGUACAAAAAGCAGCAGGGGAAAACCCAGAGACCAGAGACCAGAGCAGCAGCAGGAACAGCAGGAGCAACAGCCACAAACAAACACGGAACAAAAGCAGAAGCAAAAGCAAAAGCAGAAGCAGAAGCUGACGCUGAAGCAGAUUCGGAAUCAGAAUAAGCGAAUGAAUAAAUGUAAAAUAUGUACCGUGCAUUUCUUUGGCAUUUCAACAUUUUUACUUUAUUUGCAAUUUUAUUUACUUGUCUGCUUUCGCGACCCGGCAGGGGGUGCUGACGCUGCCUCGCCCCUACCUAUCUGCCCCCAACCGCUCUCCGCUCUCCGCUCUGCUGGAGGAGCCAACCAUUGAAGCCGUUGUUUGUCUGUUUGCUUACUUUCGCGCUGAGUGCAUUGUAAAUGGAGAAUAAUUGCACUGCAUACAAAAAGCGUCGCGAUUUUUAAAUUGUAUAAACCAUCGAGCAGGGCAGGGCAGGGCAGGGAGGAGUUCCCGCAGUGGCAGCAACAGGAGCAGCAGCCUUAAAUUGAUUUCAUUACAUGUAUCAAACUAUUUCGCAUUUAAAGAGUUUACGCAGUAGAUCUAAGUCUAAGGCAGCUGUCGCUAAAUAAA
Molecule: messenger RNA, 6170 nt
Organism: Drosophila subobscura
Lineage: Eukaryota; Metazoa; Arthropoda; Insecta; Diptera; Drosophilidae
Product: ankyrin repeat and KH domain-containing protein mask
Exons: 7
Coding region: 16-4722 (1568 amino acids)
Biological process (GO): protein localization to ciliary inversin compartment
Cellular component (GO): ciliary inversin compartment
Molecular function (GO): protein binding
Source: RefSeq, a predicted model, not a curated record